Molecule: messenger RNA, 7189 nt
Organism: Callithrix jacchus (white-tufted-ear marmoset)
Lineage: Eukaryota; Metazoa; Chordata; Mammalia; Primates; Cebidae
Gene: TRIM45
Product: tripartite motif containing 45
Cellular component (GO): nucleoplasm
Molecular function (GO): zinc ion binding; ubiquitin protein ligase activity; protein binding
Source: RefSeq, a predicted model, not a curated record
AGGGCCCGGAGCGGCGAGGGCCGCCCCUCUCGGAUGGUGAUUGGACUCGCCGGAGUAGACCGGGCUGGGAUUGGUCCGAGGCGGGGCGAGAGCCCGCGGGCGUCCCGGGCCCAGGCGCGGGGGAGGCGGUGGCCGCCGGGACGCCGGAGGGGGCGCUUCGCAGAGGGAAGGAGCGGGAGGGCCCUCUACCUCAUCGCGCGGGGGCGGGGGCGGGGGCGGCAGUGGAGGGACCGAGACGGGCAGGGGUGACUGUUGGCAGCAGGACUAGCUGGAGACCUAGACCCGGAAGCGCGUCCGGGGAGGGCUUGGGGGUGCAGGAGGGCGUGGGCGUGUCUGGUGUGGGAUGCAGUGGAAAGGAGGGGGCUCCUUUGUAGAUCCGUGGGUGGCUCCUUUGAGGAAGCCUCUUUUUCCCCUCUGCCUUUUUAUUUGCCGGCGAGGGAAUCCCCGUGGUCUCUGUUCAAGUUCUGGAAACUUUCUCUUUGGGUGGGCUUAAUCAUCUGCGACUUCAUCGUAGAACUGCCCGGGGCCCUUUCUGAUAUUGGUCACAAACGUGGGGAGUAUGUCAGAGAACAGGAAGCCGCUGCUGGGCUUUGUAGGCAAACUCCCCGGUGGGACUGCACUUGGGAACGCAGGCAAGACUCACUGCCCCCUGUGCAUGGGGCUUUUCAAAGCCCCCAGGCUCUUGCCCUGUUUGCACACAGUUUGCACCACGUGUCUGGAGCAGCUGGAGCCCUUCUCAGUAGUGGACAUCAGAGGGGGAGACUCUGACACAAGCUCCGAGGGGUCAAUAUUGCAGGAACUCAAACCACGAAGUCUGCAGUCGCAGAUCGGCAUCCUCUGUCCGGUAUGUGAUGCUCAGGUGGAUCUGCCCCUGGGUGGAGUGAAGGCUUUAACCAUAGACCACCUGGCCGUGAAUGAUGUGAUGCUGGAGAGCCUGCGUGGGGAAGGCCAGGGCCUGGUGUGUGACCUGUGCAACGACAGGGAAGUAGAGAAGAGGUGUCAGACCUGCAAAGCCAAUCUCUGCCACUUCUGCUGCCAGGCUCAUAGGCGGCAGAAGAAAACAACUUACCAUACCAUGGUGGACCUAAAGGACUUGAAAGGCUACAGCCGGAUUGGGAAGCCCAUCCUCUGUCCUGCUCACCCUGCGGAGGAGCUGAGGCUGUUCUGUGAGUUCUGUGACCGGCCCGUGUGCCGGGAUUGCGUGGUGGGGGAGCAUCGAGAACACCCUUAUGACUUCACCAGCAAUGUCAUCCACAAGCAUGGGGACUCCGUGCGGGAGCUCCUCAAAGGUACUCAGCCCCACGUGGAAGCCCUGGAGGAGGCCUUGGCUCAGAUCAAGAUAAUGAACAGUGCCCUCCAGAAGCAAGUGGAGGUAGUGGCAGCUGAUGUCCGGACAUUCUCAGAGGGCUACAUUAAGGCCAUUGAGGAGCACCGCGACAAGCUGCUGAAGCAGCUGGAAGACAUACGGGUCCAGAAGGAAAAUUCCCUGCAGCUGCAGAAGGCCCAGCUGGAACAGUUACUGGCAGACAUGCGGACUGGAGUGGAGUUCACCGAGCACUUGCUGACCAGCGGCUCAGACUUGGAGAUCCUCAUCACCAAGGGGGUGGUAGUAGAACGGCUCAGGAAGCUGAACAAAGUUGAAUAUAGCACCCGCCCUGGAGUAAAUGAUAAGAUACGCUUCUGUCCUCAGGAGAAAGCAGGCCAAUGUCAUGGCUAUGUGAUCUAUGGGACCAUUAGUACCAAAGAGGUUGAUCCAGCCAAAUGUGUCCUACAAGGAGAAGAUCUCCACAGAGCCCAGGAGAAACAGACAGCCUCUUUCACCCUGCUUUGCAAGGAUGCUGCAGGAGAAAUCAUGGGCAGGGGAGGAGACAACAUUCGAGUUGCCGUUGUCCCUAAUGACAAGAAAGACAGCCCAGUCCGAACGAUGGUCCAGGAUAACAAGGAUGGGACAUACUACAUUUCCUACACCCCCAAGGAACCUGGUGUCUAUACUGUGUGGGUCUGCGUCAAGGAGCGGCAUGUACAGGGCUCACCAUUCACUGUGACCGUGAGGAGAAAGCACCGCCCACACCCAGGCGUGUUUCACUGCUGCACCUUCUGCUCCAGUGGAGGCCAGAAAACCGCUCGCUGUGCCUGUGGAGGCACCAUGCCAGGUGGGUACCUAGGCUGUGGCCAUGGACACAAAGGUCACCCAGGUCAUCCCCACUGGUCAUGCUGUGGGAAGUUUAAUGAGAAGUCUGAAUGCACGUGGACAGGUGGGCAGAGUGCACCGAGGGGUCUACUUAGGACUGUGGCGCUCUGAUGAGUUUGUGCUCAGCCCGUUAAAGCUGCAGUCACACCACUUCAGGUUUCCAGAGGACCCAGACCUUCGUUCAUUCUAAAGAGACUGAUAAAAACAAAGUGCCUUAUCUUACAUUGGAGUUCAAGUGCUCUUUUGUUAUUCACUGAUGGUACUUGUGGAUGGUUGAGCACAAAAGACCACCUCUACGUUUAUCUUAAAGGUAGGUUAGCAGCGUUCUUUCUCUACCACAGGACACUCCUUUUCAUUUUGUACAGUACGGAGGUAUCUAUUCCAUUGGAACUGAAGGGUCAUGGGGGUAGUUUAGUUCCUCAUUUUCUGAUAUAACCUUUUUUUAUUUUUCUCUGAGCUACACAUUAUUUAGAUAUUUCCCCUAGAGAUUAAAGCUUCCUUUCAUCCUGUCCACUUUUUGUUAGCGGUGGCCUUUCAGUGGAUUUACUGGUACGUGUUUUGUGAUUGUGAUAAUGUGGUCUUGUUUUGGUGAGUGUCCCCCUCCUUCUCUACGCCAUGUCAAUCUUCUCCCCCAAAGCCUGAAAGAUUACUCUUUGGUCAAGGGCAUACUGGUGUUGAAAUAGAACCUCACACAUUUAUUGCUGUUCUACUCAUGCCAGAAAAAUCUAGAUACCUUUAGGCUUCUAACAUCUGUUUUUCAGUCGAGUACUCUUUAGAGUAGUUUUCACUUUUGUCUCCAUACCUGGAAAGUUAACUAGAAGCUUUGACUCUUACUGUGCCUUCACUCAUAGUGUGCCUUCUUAGCUGCUAGAGAAAUCUGGGGAGAGGAAGUACACAGCACUAGUGCCUCAGCCCUGCCAAGGUCUUCACUCUAUAUAAUUUUGUUCUGAGACUUGAUUUCUUAUAGAGCAAAAAACUUAGCAUGUAUUAAAUAUAAUUAUUGAAAUCUGCAUUGUAAGAUCCCUUAAGAAGUGGAUGACUCAUUUGAAUGGUGAAUUGGGUCAGGCAAAGGAAAUGAAAUAAUUAGAUGAUGACUGGCAGAUCACGGUGGAAUACAUUUCCUCCUUGAGGCCGACAGACAUGGGCUACAUUGUAGCCAUAAAUACUCAGAUAUUCUCUAUUCUCACCCUUUUCUGGAAACAUUCCCUUCAGCCUCUUUCUGAUCUUCUCAAAACACAUUCCUGCCCCUGUCAUCCUCUCAAAUUAUUAGCUAUUUGCUCUUUCUCAAUCCUUCUGUCACUUGGCCCAGAAAUAUAUGUCUUUUUAGCUUAUCAAUGCUGCUUUGAGAUGAGUGUUUUGUGUGUGUGUGUGUGUGUGUGUGUGUGACAGAGUCUUGCUCUGUGGCCCAGGCUGGAGAGCAGUGGCACAAUCUCGGCUCACUGCAACCUCCGCCUCCCAGGUUCAAGCAAUUCUCCUGCCUCAGCCCCCUAAAAGUAAGCUGGGAUUACAGGCACAUGCCACCACACCUGGCUAAUUUUUGUAUUUUUAGUAGAGAUGGGGUUUCACCAGGUUGGCCUGGCUGGUCUCAAACUCCUGACUUCAUGAUCCACCCACCUUGGCCUCCAAAGUGCUGGGAUUACAGGCGUGAGCCACCGUGCAAGGCCGAGAUGAGUGGUUCUUAACCAGGAGUGACUCUGCCCCGGAGAGAACAUCUGGCAAAGUCUCAGCGACAUAUUUAGUUGCCACUAGUGGGGCAAGGUGCUACUAACAUCUCUUGGGUAAAGGUCAGUGAUGCUGCUAGUCACUUUACAAUGCUCAGGACAGCUUCCUGAAACAAGUAUCUAGUUCAAAAUGUCAGUGGUUCUGCUGUUGAGAAACCCUGUUCUACAGCAUUAGCCAUACUUUUUUCUAAAAAUGGCCAGCCUUGAAGCUCAUGCCUUUCAGCUCUACAGCUUGCUAUUCCUCCGUGGUUCAGCCAUCUACUGAGCCCCAAAUCGUUCCCCCUCAUUCCUUGAAGAUUAUAGCAUCAAGCUUGCUCUGACUCCGGUACAACUCCUUAUCCGUCUGGAGAUAACUCACUGUCUACGUAGAUUUCUUAGUUCAGUGACCAUUUCCCCAAUGUUAUUUUUUCCCUACUUACAUACCCUAGAUCUUGAUUCCAACCACACCCUCUGCAUAGUCUCAAUUUCAAGCAUCCUGCAACCACAACCUCCCACCUUUCCAGCUCACCCACUGACUACUAAUUCUUCUACAUUCUUGGAACCUACAAUGCAGCGAUUCAGCCACCUUCCUGUUGUUCCUCACCCACCUCAGGUCCUUCCCUUCAUCCUUCCCAACUUAGAUUCUACAGACCAUCACUAUAAUCAUUCUGUUGCAUAGUCUCUGUCAUUCUUGCCUGGCGUAACUCCAGCCCAGGUUAGAUCCAAUCUUCCAUCUAACCUAACUGAAUGAUCUGGCAAAACAAUGAAAGCAUGAUUAGUCUUACUUUAAAUUUAUGACCACCAAUUUCAGUGGGCUCUUAGCACUGCCCAGUAGCCUGCAACAUCUCCCCAGUUCAUUUAUUCUCCCACGCUUCUAGACAAUUCAUACUUUUUUUCCCUCUGACUCUAAUUACUACCCCACCUCUACUCUGCACUAAUGACCUUGCCAGGAAUAUUUCAGAUUCAGAGGAGAAUUUCCCUAGCCUCCCUACCACAUGUACACAUCUACCUAAAUUCUUAUCAAGAGCCAAUUUCUAUUGUGUACUGAAUCCCAUUCUGUAACUACUUCCCAGGAGCACUGCUCUAGUAAUUUCCCUUUUACUGGACUGCUGACUUCAGAAAAUAAUCAUGAUGCAAUAUUCCCAUCUUAAAAUACAAAUUUCCCUUUUGUGUUAGUUGGCUAGGGCUGCCAUAACAAUACCACGGACUGGGUGGAUUAAACAACAGAAAUUAGCUUUCUCACAGUACUGGAGUCUGGAAGUCCAAAAUCUAGGUGCUGGCAGGGUUCCUUCUGGUGAGGACUCUAUCCUUGGCUUGCAGAUGGCAGCCUUGUUUCCACAUGGCCGUUCUCCUGCAUGCAGGUGCUCCAGGCAUCUCCACAUGAGGACACCAGUCCUGUUGGAUUAGGAUCCCAUCCACAUGAUGCUGUUUAACCUUAAUCACCUCCUUAAAGGGUUUUUCUCCAAAUAUAGUCGCAUUGGGUGUUAGGACGGAGUUUUGGGGAGUACAACUCAGAUAACAAUUUCACAUCCCCUUUAGCAACCUCUCCACUUUUCUGCUUCUCUUUAAAAGCACCUCGAAAGAAUUGUUUGGUAUCUCCAGUUUCUCUCUCUCUAUGAGAUCUAAUCCAGUCUGACAUCCCGAAGACUCCAUUGAAAUGGCUCUUGUCAAGAUUACCGGGAAACUCCAGGUUACAGAAUCCAGUGGUCAGUUCCCAAUCUUUAUCUUUUUUUUGACCACCCAAUAUCACAGAAAUAUUUUAAAAGAUUUUUAUACAUUUUUAUGUAUUUUAAAAUCUUUUAAAAUAUGUCAGCUUGUCACUCUUUUGCUCACCACUGCCCAUUAGUGUCACAUCUUAGAAAAGUGAGUCUUUGCAUCAGCAUGUAAGACCCCGCAUGAGCUGGGUCCCUGCUCUUACUGCCUACCUAUCUGCCUCCAUCACCCUAUUCCAGCCAAACUGUCCUGCCUGGUGCUCCUUAAACUCUCCAAGUAUACACACACACACACACACACACACAUAUAUAUUUAUAUGAGUAUAUACAUGCAUGCACACACACACACACAUAUAUUUAUGAGUAUAUACAUGCACGCACACACACACACACAUAUUUAUAUGAGUAUACACAUGCACGCACACACACACAUAUAUUUAUAUGAGUAUAUACAUGCACGCACACACACACACAUAUAUUUAUGAGUAUAUACAUGCACGCACACACAUAUUUAUGAGUAUAUACAUGCACGCACACACACACACACAUAUAUAUUUAUAUGAGUAUACACAUGCACGCACACACACACACACAUAUAUAUUUAUAUGAGUAUAUACAUGCACGCACACACACACACACAUAUAUAUUUAUAUGAGUAUACACAUGCACGCACACACACACACACAUAUAUAUUUAUAUGAGUAUAUACAUGCACGCACACACACACACACACAUAUAUAUUUAUAUGAGUAUAUACAUGCACGCACACACACACAUAUAUUUAUAUGAGUAUAUACAUGCACGCACACACACACAUAUAUAUUUAUGAGUAUACACAUGCACGCACACACACACACAUAUAUUUAUAUGAGUAUAUACAUGCACGCACACACACACACAUAUAUAUUUAUAUGAGUAUAUACAUGCACGCACACACACACACAUUUAUAUGAGUAUAUACAUGCACGCACACACACACACACAUAUAUAUUUAUAUGAGUAUACACAUGCACGCACACACACACAUAUAUAUUUAUAUGAGUAUACACAUGCACGCACACACACACACACAUUUGGAGACAGAGUCUCUCUCUGUUGCCCAGGCUAGAGUGCAGUGACGCAAUCUCAGCUCACUGCAGCCUCUGCCUCCAUAGGUUCAAGUGAUUCUCCCACCUCCGCCUCUGGAAUAUCUAGAACCAUAGGCACACCCUACCAUGUCCGGUAGAACCAUAGGCACACCCUACCAUGUCCGGUAGAACCAUAGGCACACCCUACCAUGUCCGGUAGAACCAUAGGCACACCCUACCAUGUCCGGUGAAUUUUUUGCAUUUUUUUGUAGAGAUGGGGUUUUGUCAUGGUAUCCAGGCUGGUCUCAAACUCUGGCCACCUCAGCCUCCCAAAGUGCUGGGCCAACACAUGUAUAUUCUGUUCGUUGUCUGUCCUCUCGUACUAGAUUGUAAGCUCUGUGAGGGCAGGGAUUUGAUAUUUUUAAACUACCAUACUGUUCCCUUGUAGGACACUUCCUGGCACAUAGUAGAGACUUAAUAGUAUAUCAGUGAAUAAAGAUCUGAUUGGUAGAAUUUUUA